CUAAAAUAUGCCAAGCUUAUCUCGCCUCAUGACAAGCUCUCAAACCAUGUUAAAGAACUUGUUCAAGGUAUUAUCGAGGGGGAGACUCGUGUCCUGGCAGCCUCGAUGACUAUGGAAGAGGUUUUUCGAGGGGCUAAAGAGUUUAAACAAGAAGUAUUUGAGAAAGUACAGCUUGAACUUAACCAGUUUGGGCUGUUAAUCUAUAAUGCCAAUGUUAAACAACUUGUGGAUGUGCCUGGUCAUGAGUACUUCUCUUACUUGGGUCAAAAAACUCAGAUGGAAGCAGCAAACCAGGCAAAAGUUGACGUCUCUGAAGCCAAAAUGAAGGGAGAGAUUGGUUCAAAGCUUCGAGAAGGGCAAACGCUUCAAAAUGCUGCAAAAAUUGAUGCAGAAACCAAGAUUAUAUCAACCCAAAGGCAGGGAGAAGGCAAAAAACAAGAAAUCCAGGUGAGGACUGAUGUGAAGGUGUUUGAGAAUCAGAAGGAGGCUGAGGUGGCGGAGGCGAAUGCAGAGUUGGCAAAGAAGAAAGCUGGAUGGGCUAAGGAGUCACAAGUGGCCGAGGUCGAGGCUUCAAAAGCAGUGGCACUUAGGGACGCAGAGCUGCAGAGGGAGGUCGAGAGGAUGAAUGCAUUGACACGGACAGAGAAGCUCAAGGCUGAGUUUUUAAGCAAAGCCAGUGUCGAGUACGAAACCAAGGUUCAAGAAGCAAAUUGGGAGCUCUACAAGAAACAGAAAGCUGCAGAAGCAUAUCUAUAUGAAAAGGAGAAAGAAGCACAAGCGCAGAAAGCAGCAGCCGAGGCUACUUUUUAUCAGCGCCAACAAAUCGUAGAUGGAGAAUUGUAUGCAAAGAAGAAGGAAGCAGAAGGACUAAUAGCCAUAGCAGAAGCUCAAGGAAUUUAUCUACGCACACUCCUUGACUCGUUGGGAGGGAAUUAUGCAGCCCUAAGGGAUUACUUGAUGAUCAGUGGUGGAAUGUUUCAAGAAAUGGCCAAGAUUAAUGCCGAGGCUGUGCGUGGACUACAGCCCAAAAUCAGCAUUUGGACAAAUGGAGGCAGAGAGGCAGCCGAUGGAGCAGGAGGUGGAAAUAACGCCAUGAAAGAAAUUAGCGGUGUUUACAAAAUGUUGCCACCAUUGUUUAAGACUGUGAAUGAGCAAACUGGGAUGUUGCCACCAGCAUGGAUGGGCACCUUGGCUGACUCUGCUCACUCUACCAGGGAUUGAUACGAUGCCAAAAGAUAAAGAAUUUAUUUUAAGAGUCUUUCUAACUAUAUAAAAUUUCUAUUAGGCUAUUUUUCCUG
Molecule: messenger RNA, 1298 nt
Organism: Olea europaea var. sylvestris
Lineage: Eukaryota; Viridiplantae; Streptophyta; Magnoliopsida; Lamiales; Oleaceae
Product: flotillin-like protein 4
Exons: 2
Biological process (GO): protein localization to plasma membrane
Cellular component (GO): plasma membrane; plasma membrane raft
Source: RefSeq, a predicted model, not a curated record